This is a messenger RNA of Pichia membranifaciens NRRL Y-2026, 534 nucleotides long. RefSeq lists its product as hypothetical. The annotation marks the transcript as partial. NCBI's taxonomy places the organism in Eukaryota, Fungi, Ascomycota, Pichiomycetes, Pichiales, Pichiaceae. The record is from RefSeq and is a predicted model, not a curated record. The transcript has 2 exons. Gene Ontology annotation, biological process: nuclear envelope organization. Gene Ontology annotation, molecular function: protein phosphatase regulator activity; phosphoprotein phosphatase activity. Gene Ontology annotation, cellular component: Nem1-Spo7 phosphatase complex.
AAAGAAAGUGAGAAGGAGGGAGACGCAUCGGCUACUGCUCAAAUCUUCAAAAACAUGUUGAUCUUGGAAGAGAGCUUAAGACAACAAUACAUGCAGCAGCAGAGUUUACGGCUUAAGUACAGCAUAUUUUUAGUGGUUAUGGUGAUCAUAUUUUCGUACUCUACAUAUGUGUCAUUGUUCCACUCAAUAUAUGUGCUAACAAAUAUAGUGCAUCAAGUUAUUUCCAUCAUAAUGCUUAUGACUUUGCUGUUAUUUUACCUCACCGGCGAAUAUACAAGGACAAUCUCCAUUCCACGCAAGUUUUUAGUUACAACAAACAAAGGCAUACGGCAAUUGAACGUUCGCUUAGUCAAGGUCAAAGUUCCCUUGAAAGAACGGAUCAUCGGCUUUAUCCAUUUGCAAUUGCAUAAUCAUCGGCAGGGGGUUGACCAUGCCCGCCUUGUUCUCAACCCAAGGGUCUUUUCGACGGCCACCAGAGAGCAAUGGGAGUUAUAUCGGAAUCAAUUUUGGGGUUUGGAGUCUGUUCGGAGCAGG